CCGGGGCCGGGCCGGGCGGGGCCGGGCGGUGAGGGAAGAGCGGCGGUGCCGCCCCAGCCCGCGCCCCGCUCCGCACCGGCACUGACACCGACACCGCACCCACACCGACACCGGACCCACGGGCAGCAGGGCACGUGAAAUGGCUGCAGAUGACAAACGAUCUCCGACACUGGACUCUACCGGUGAUCUACCUCAUUCUCCCAGCAGUCCGUCUCAUCUCACUCACUUCAAACCCCUGACUCCUGACCAGGAUGAACCUCCUUUUAAAUCAGCCUACAGUUCUUUUGUAAAUCUCUUCCGUUUCAGCAAAGAUGACAGCAGGCUUUCAUCCCCGGCAGAGAGAGCAGAGGCAGGACAGAGUGAUCCACAAGCAUUGAGUGGUGGCUGGUCCAGUCCUCAGCAUCCCACCAGGGCUCAAUCUCUGCGAUCACCGAUUCCUUACAAAAAACAACUGACUGGUGAACUGCAAAGAAGAUCAUCUGCGACUCUGGACAAUCGAAGGAAAGUAGAACCACCUCUUGGAGGUCAUGAUCCUCGAACAGCAGUUCAGUUAAGAAGUCUCAGCACUGUUUUAAAACGCCUCAAAGAAAUCAUGGAGGGGAAGAGCCAGGACAGUGACUUGAAGCAGUACUGGAUGCCUGACAGCCAGUGCAAAGAAUGUUAUGACUGCAGUGAGAAAUUUACCACCUUUCGGCGAAGGCACCACUGUCGACUUUGCGGGCAGAUCUUCUGUAGUCGAUGCUGCAAUCAGGAAAUCCCUGGAAAAUUCAUGGGCUACACAGGGGAUCUCCGAGCCUGCACUUACUGCCGUAAAAUAGCCUUAAGCUAUGCACACUCCACAGACAGUAACUCCAUUGGAGAAGACUUAAAUGCUUUGUCCGAUUCCGCAUGUUCUGUGUCAGUGCUGGAUCCCAGUGAGCCGCGCACACCCGUUGGGAGCCGUAAAGCCAGCCGCAACAUCUUUCUGGAGGAGGACCUAACCUGGCAAAGUUUGAUUCACCCAGACUCUGCAACUACCACAUUGUCUGCACGCCUUGGCUCUGUCCAGGAGGAUGCAGGGAAGUCACCAGCUAGAAACAGGUCAGCCAGCAUCACUAACCUGUCCUUGGAUCGGUCGGGCUCACCCAUGGUGCCUGCUUACGAGACGUCGGUCAGCCCCCAGGCCAGUCGCACUCAUAUGAAGGCAGAGACCAGCGAGGAUGAGCGGAAAAUCCUUCUGGACUCAGUCCAGCUGAAAGAUCUGUGGAAGAAAAUCUGCCAUCAUAACAGUGGGAUGGAGUUUCAGGACCAUCGCUACUGGUUGCGGACACAUCCCAACUGCAUUGUGGGAAAAGAGCUGGUCAACUGGCUCAUCAGAAAUGGGCACAUAAGCACAAGGGUCCAAGCCAUUGCAAUAGGACAGGCAUUGGUUGAUGGCCGCUGGCUGGAAUGUGUCAGUCAUCAUGAUCAGCUCUUCAGAGAUGAAUAUGCUCUCUACAGACCGUUACAGAGCACGGAGUUCUCGGAAACCCCGUCUCCAGACAGUGACUCUGUGAACUCUGUAGAGGGGCACUCGGAGCCAUCCUGGUUCAAAGACAUCAAGUUUGAUGACAGUGACACAGAGCAGAUUGCCGAUGAAGGAGAAGAUAACUUAGCCAACUCCGCCAGCCCUAGCAAGCGCACUUCAGUCAGCAGCUUCCAGUCCACAAUGGACAGUGAUUCGGCCGCCUCCAUCAGCCUGAACGUGGAGCUGGACAACGUGAACUUCCAUAUCAAGAAGCACUCCAAGUACCCACAUGUGCCCCCUCACCCUGCCGACCAAAAAGAGUACUUGAAUCCUGAAAACGGAGGGCAGCAGAUGUUCUCUAUAAGUGAUGCUUUUAUAAAAGAGUCAUUAUUCAACAGAAGGGUGGAGGAGAAGUCCAAAGAACUCUUUUUCACGCCCCUAGGCUGGCACCACAGCAAUCUGGAUCUGCUGAGAGAAGAGAAUGGGGAGAAACAAGCCAUGGAAAGACUGCUGUCUGCUAAUCACAACCACAUGAUGGCACUGCUUCAGCAGCUGCUAUACAAUGAAUCCCUGUCACUGUCCUGGAGGGAUAUCAUUGUACCUGUGGUCUGCCAGGUGGUUCAAACAGUACGGCCUGAUGUCAAGAACAGAGAUGAUGACAUGGAUAUCCGCCAGUUUGUCCACAUCAAAAAAAUCCCUGGUGGAAAGAAAUUUGACUCCAUGGUGGUGAAUGGAUUUGUUUGCACUAAGAAUGUUGCACACAAAAAGAUGAACUCUUGCUUAAAAAAUCCCAAAAUUCUUCUGCUGAAGUGCUCAAUUGAGUAUCUCUAUCGAGAAGAAACAAAGUUUACCUGUAUUGAGCCAAUAGUACUUCAGGAAAGGGAGUUCUUGAAGAACUAUGUGCAGCGGAUAGUUGAUGUCAGGCCUAAUUUGGUCCUUGUCGAGAAGACUGUGUCCCGAAUUGCCCAGGACAUGCUCUUGGAGCAUGGGAUCACUCUGGUCAUCAAUGUCAAGCCGCAAGUACUGGACCGCGUAAGUCGAAUGACCCAGGGAGACUUAGUGAUGUCAAUGGAUCAGCUGUUGACCAAACCACGUUUGGGAACCUGUCAUAAAUUUUAUAUGCAAGUUUUUCAGUUGCCCAAUGAUCAGACAAAACCCCUGAUGUUCUUUGAAGGGUGUCCUCAGCACCUGGGUUGCACUAUCAAGUUGUGUGGUGCAGCAGAGUACGAGCUGGCUCGUGUGAAGGAGAUCCUCAUCUUCAUGGUCUGUGUGGCUUAUCAUUCCCAGCUAGAAAUCUCAUUCCUUAUGGAUGAGUUUGCCAUGCCCCCUACUCUCACCAAAAACACCUCCUUUCACUCCCUUAUUGAGGAGCCAGGAGAUGAAAAUGAAGAACAGAACCUCUUCAAUGGUGAGGAUUUCAGCACAGCAGUCAAAGACAUUGAACUAUCCUCUGAAAAGUUGCCUGUAAUCUCUGAGCCAGUGUCCUCUGAUGAGGUCAGCUUGCUUGAACCAAGAGGUUUAUUUGAGAGAGGUGAUCAAGAGAACAAUCAGCUGGAAACAGUGUCGUCAAAACAGCAAGAGCAUCACAAAGUGGAGUCACCCUUUGCAGUCUUCAACUCUGUACCUCUUGCAAUACCUGAAACAUCCCUGCUGCCCCUCCAUGGCAUGGACCAGCACUUGGUCGCUCUGGAUAGCCAGGCAUUAGAGCCUCUUCAACAGACAGAUGAUUUGCAGGGGUCCAAGAGUCAGAUGAGAGUCUUCAGAGACCCUCUCCAGGAUGAUACUGGUUUAUAUGUCGCAGAAGAGGUAACUUCAUCUGAGGAUCGUCUCAAGACUUACUCUGCAGCAUUUAAACAGGAGUUGAAAGAUGUCAUUCUCUGUAUUUCUCCAGUACUGACAUUCCGUGAACCUUUUCUUUUGACUGAAAAAGGCAUGAGAUGUCCUGCCCGGGAAUACUUUCCUGAGCAAGUUUAUUGGUCUCCCCUCCUCAAUAAGGAAUACAAAGAGUUGGAAAGCAGAAGGAAGAGGCAAUUAUUGAGGGAUCUCUCUGGACUGCAAGGAAGGAAUGGGAGUAUCCAAGCCAAGGCUAUCCAAAUCUUACCUUCUCACGAGUUGGUUAAUACUAGAAUAGCAGAACAUCUACGUGACAGCCAGAGCUUAGCCAGAAUGCUGGCUGAUUAUCGGGCCAGAGGAGGGAGGAUACUGCAGAAAAGCACAGAUCCCUUUGCCCAAACUAAGGAUGUGUCUAGUGUCCCUACUGGAAAAACUGGGUGCAGAAUUGAAGAGGAGGAGAAGGGACUGGCCCAGAGUGAAUCUUCAUGGUCUCAUAAGGUGGAUUGCCUGAGUCCAGUCAACCAUCAGAGGCUCUGUGUUCUCUUCAGUAGCUCUUCUGCUCAGUCCAGCAAUGCUCCAAGUGCCUGUGUUAGCCCCUGGAUUGUGACCAUGGAGUUCUAUGGGAAAAAUGACCUAACUCUUGGGAUUUUUCUGGAGCGCUACUGUUUCAGGCCUUCCUACCAGUGCCCCAGCAUGUUCUGUGAAACACCAAUGGUGCACCACAUCCGUCGCUUUGUUCACGGGCAAGGCUGUGUGCAAAUUGUGUUAAAGGAGCUGGACUCCCCAGUCCCUGGGUACCAGCACACCAUUCUUACUUACUCCUGGUGCAGGCUGUGCAAACAGGUGACACCAGUUGUUCCUCUUUCCAAUGACUCUUGGUCCAUGUCUUUUGCAAAAUACCUUGAGCUGAGGUUCUAUGGGUACCAAUACACUCGAAGGGCCAAUGCAGAGCCUUGUGGUCAUUCCAUUCAUCAUGACUAUCACCAGUAUUUUUCCUAUAAUCAGAUGGUGGCAUCUUUCAGCUACUCUCCAAUCCGGCUGCUUGAAGUAUGUGUCCCACUCCCCAAGAUAUACAUCAAACGGCAGGCUCCAUUAAAAGUUAAUAUUUUGCAGGAUCUCAAGGAUUUCUCACAAAAAGUGUCACAAGUGUAUCUCGCUGUCGAUGAUCGCCUUGCUUCUCUGAAAACGGAUACUUUCAGCAAAACGAGGGAAGAGAAGAUGGAAGACCUCUUUGCCCAAAAGGAGAUGGAAGAAGGGGAGUUUCGAAACUGGACUGAGAAAAUCCAAGCAAGGCUGCUUUCAUCAUCAUUAGACACGCCUCAACAACUGCAAUCUGUUUUUGAGUCUCUGAUAGCUAAAAAGCAAGGACUUUGUGAGAUGCUACAAGCCUGGAAUAAUAGAUUACAGGAUCUCUUCCAGCAAGAAAAAGGGAGAAAACGUCCAUCAGUACCUCCCAGCCCUGGGAGACUAAGGCAAGGUGAAGAAAGCAAGAUCAGCAGCAUGGAUGCUUCCCCACGCAAUGCUUCUCCAGCACUGCAAAAUGGAGAGAAAGAGGAUCGUUUCUUGACUACUUUGUCAAGUCAGAGCUCCACAGGCUCCUCGCAUCUGCAGCUACCCACAUCUCCAGAGGUUGUAUCGGAGCAUACAGCUGGUGCCAGCACACUCUCUGAACAGGAUACAACAAGCAGCUCAGAAGAUGUGUUUGAUGGACACUCAUUGGGAUCUACAGACAGCCAAGUGAAGGAGAAGUCUACUAUGAAAGCUAUUUUGGCUAACUUUUUGCCUGGAAACAACUAUAACCCCAUUCCAUUUCCCUUACCUCUUCCAAGGGUUGGACUCAAAUUGGCAUUUUCUGGGUGUAGUGACCCGGAUAAGCACUACCUGAUGUAUGAGCAUGAACGUGUACCUAUUGCUGUCUGUGAGAAAGAACCAAGCUCCAUCAUAGCUUUUGCUCUCAGUUGCAAGGAGUACAGAAAUGCCCUGGAUGAGUUGUCCAAAGCAUCUCUGAAGAACAGCUCUGAAGAAGUACUACAACCGAACAGCAUGUCGGACAGCAAACCGAAGAGCAGUAGCCCUGUCCGCCUGCCCGAGGCCAACACGGGCCCUUCAAAUCGCAGUGCAGAACCAGAGCAGCCAAAGAAAACAUCUGGUGUUCUGUCUUUCUUCCGUGGCACGGGAGGGAAGAGCCCAGACCUGUCUUCCCAGAAGAAAGAGACCUUACGUGGUGCUGACAGUGCUUAUUACCAAGUUGGACAGAUGGGCAAGGAGGGAGCAGAAAACCAAGGAGCAGAGACUCAAGAUGAUGGAGAUGGAGGAGAUGGCCAGAAGAAACAGCUGGUGAAUCCCCAUGUGGAGCUCCAGUUUUCAGAUGCGAAUGCCAAGUUCUACUGCCGGAUUUAUUAUGCUGGCGAGUUCCACAAGAUGCGUGAGGUGAUAUUGGGAAGCAGUGAAGAGGAUUUCAUCCGGUCCCUCUCUCACUCUAUGCCCUGGCAGGCACGAGGUGGCAAGUCUGGAGCUGCGUUCUAUGUGACUGAGGAUGAUAGAUUCAUCUUGAAGCAAAUGCCUCGUCUGGAAGUCCAGUCAUUCCUUGAUUUUGCUCCACACUACUUCACUUACAUCACUAAUGCAGUUCAGCAGAAGAAGCCCACAGCACUCGCCAAAAUCCUUGGGGUAUAUCGAAUUGGUUACAAGAACUCUCAAAACAACACUGAAAAGAAGCUGGAUCUGCUUGUUAUGGAAAACCUUUUCUAUGGCAGGAAAAUGGCUCAGGUGUUUGACCUGAAGGGUUCCCUCCGGAAUAGAAAUGUUAAAACUGAAACGGGCAAGGAAACUUGUGAUGUGGUCCUGCUGGAUGAGAACCUUCUGAAGAUGGUUCGAGACAAUCCUUUGUACAUCCGUUCCCAUUGCAAAGCUGUGCUGAGAGCUUCCAUACACAGUGAUUCCCAGUUCCUCUCCAGCCAUCUCAUCAUCGACUAUUCCCUGCUGGUGGGUCGUGAUGAUACCAACAAUGAGCUGGUUGUUGGGAUCAUUGACUAUAUUCGCACUUUUACCUGGGACAAAAAGCUUGAAAUGGUAGUAAAGUCAACUGGCAUCUUGGGAGGACAAGGUAAGAUGCCCACUGUGGUCUCUCCAGAACUGUACCGGACCAGGUUUUGUGAAGCUAUGGACAAGUAUUUCCUGAUGGUGCCAGACCAUUGGACAGGACUGGGCCUGAAUUGCUAAGUUAAAGCCCAUAUUGGGAAACAACAAGAGGGCAGUGACAUUAUAGGCCACUCUCGUCCAGCGGUCUGUCCAGAGGAUUGCAGUUCCAUGUUUACUCGGACCACGUGUGUCAUGUUGGGAAGUGUGAAAUCUGCUUGUUGCACUUUAAUCCUCUCUUGGAGGAUGAUAAGCAAACCUGCCUCGGUAAGGAUGUAAGAUGUAAGGUACCACAGAACAGCAUUGAUGAGACAUCCCUUCUGUCAGUAGGGAAGGUGAUACUCCUUGAAGGAGUACAGGAAUGAGAUACUGUGCGGAUCCUGAUGGUGUAGAAGUACAUGAUCUCUGUAAGUCUUGCACUGCCAAAAUGGUGUUGAAUGUGUGCAGCUCAUGUUUCUGUAGCAGAUGCGUGGUACUGCAAAUGUGAAAUAAACCUCCUGUGUGUGGAUGAGUGAGAGAAGAAUGAAGUUAAUUCAUGAGUUCUACUAUUGUUGCAGUGGUCUGUAGUUGACCUGUUUAGGAUCCAUUAAUACCUUGUCCUGCUUAUGCUCCACAGUUUGAAUUUUUCCUGGGUUCUGUGAACAGUAUUUUUUUAAGGCAGCUCCACAUCUGUAAAGCCCUAUGACUCCAUCUUUAAGCUGUAUUACUGCAGUACAACUCUGUCUCUAUCUGUCAUAAUUUCAUUUUAGCUGAGUCCCAUAAAAUGGGUUAUCAGUCAUCAGCAUACUGCAAACUCCAAAGCAUAUCCUGUCAGUCCUAAACAGAACUUUGAUCUGAACAUUGCCCAAAUCCCUGGAAACAGGUAACUAAAAAAUAUAGCCUUUAAUUUAACAAGACUUGAUUAAUUAUAGCUAUGAAGCAGAUUAACCCUUUCCGUAGUAGAAGGCACUAAGUUGCUAGACAAAGUGAAGCAUACUGCUUUAGAGUGACAACUUUCUCCUUAAUGCAACCAUCAUUCCUGGCAGAUCACUUCAAAGCCAUUUCAGCUCCUCUGGACUUUCAAGCAAUGCAUUUACCUCAUUGUGAAGCUUUGCCAGGAGAAUGUUUUUCUUGCAUUUGUGACAUGAAUAUUUUUUUUGUCACUGAGAUGAAUGUAGUUGUUGUUUUCUGUAAAAAGGAAAACCUGUACUAACAGGUAUCUUGUAUAAUGGAUAAGAUGUACAGAGAUCUGUGAAUCUCUAUAUUAUGACAAUAAGCACUUCUUUCCAUUUUUACUAAUUUUUACCUGGUUUUGUAGGUGAUGAGUUUACUUUUUAGUGUCAUUAUAAUAUAGGCCAGUAAACAAGACUUUUUUUAUGAGUUUGAAAGGCAAGAAUACUGUCCUUUGAUUUCUAGUUUCUAGUGGAAGGACUUGAAAUGAAUAUGGAAUCUGGGGCAGGAUAGCUCUUUGUGAUCACUUGCUUGUUCUAACCAGUUGCCUGAUAAUGCCUUGUUCACUGUACUACAGAUUGAAAUGUGCAUUUUCAUCACUCCUCCCGUGUUCAGUAUUGUCUUCUGCAGCAGAUGUUGGUGGCUGUUCAGCAAUGACAGCUGGGCAACACUGAGAAGGAAAAAAGCCAGCCGUGAGAAUUGAGCUGUUGGCUCCAAAACCAAGCAGUGUGUAGCUCACGUCUGAGCUGCCAGAGGCAACAGUCAUUUGUGUUGGAAGAAUUCUUCUCCACCCUAUUGCAAAACCAUACUACAGGAUGAGCAAAAAUGCUUGAAGCAGCAGAAAUUAAAGUAUUCUCACUUCCUCAGUACAAUGUAAUAGUUGUUUCUGGGGGUGCAGUGAUGUGUGCUGUGGGAAGAUGACACAGUACUCCUUGCUUACUCUACCCAGAAUUCCUUAAGUCCAACAUAGUACAUCAGGUACAGCUGAUCACCUCUGGGAUACAUCUCACCUCCUUUGUUGACAUGUACUCCCAGGAUGCCUAGCUGUGUGUGGGGCCUUGUUUAAUCAGGUCAAGCAGUUCAUCAGCUCAGUGCUACUCUCACUUCUGUGGCCUCUACCUUCUGUCUUGGUUCAUCAAUGUGAAAGAACAUGCCAUGCAGCCUGAAUCUGUUCCGGUCUCAGUUGAAGUUUACAUAUUUCAUCCUCCUUCCCUUCCUAAAGUUUACAGAGAAAAAACUUGACUUUCAGUUAAGGUGACCCAACAGCAGCUAAUUAUGUUGUCUUCCAGCUUUGUCAGUAUGUGGAUUGGUUGAUGGAAGCACAUCAAGGCAUCUGCACUGGGCUAAUGUAGAGCUGUGACAUGCUAGCCCGAUCCUGUCAUUAGUAGUCCUCACUGCUAUGAUGUGUGGCUCCUCUGUACUGCUUGUCUUCCAGAGUCUCAAGCAGCUGGCUCUAAAGCAACUUGAUCGUCUAAUGGUAGCUAAUACUCCCCUGUACAUGACAGCACGAGGCCCUCAGCACUGCAGAAGUGAGAGAACCUUCCAUUGUUUUUCCAUAUAUGUUCAGAGGUGGGAAUUGUGACCUUCUUGGGCUGAAGUUGCAGAAGUUGGAGAGAUUUGCAGGAGUUACCUUGAAGUGGCAUUUAUAGCUGAUGUUGGGCCAGGAUGUGGCUGAUAGACUAAUCCUGACUAGGCUGGAGUAAGUAGCAAACUACUGAUCCUGAGGAAACACAGUAGCUGCAGUAUCAACUGGAAUUGGGACACCUUUGGGCACCAUGUCACAUAAAGCUGUAAGCGUUUCUAGUUCAAAUCCCAGCAGCUGAAUGGGUCUCCUCCAAUGUUCCCUUUUCAGAAUAAGAGUUGUCCUGGCAUUUCAAUUGCUACAAGGUUGACUUUCUCAGGAGAGCAGUGCUUCAUGCAGAAGAGAUCUUGGAGAGAGCUCCUUGGGAGGCUGUGUUAGGUGUGUGUCCCUGUAGAACGCCUAAGGAUGAAUCCUUUGGUCAGAGUUUUCUUUACAACACAGGUUUAGUAUAUAUGUGCGUAAGAAAAUCUCAGUUUCAAACAUGAAGACUGCAUUUCUUCAGAGCUACACUGGCUGUUUUUCUUCUGUUGUUUUGAUCUGAGGCCUUGUGACAAAUGUCUAAAUCUUGUCCCAGUCAGAAGCAAUGACUUAGAGGCAUCAUGUAGACAGUAGAAUGCCUUGUAGUGGCCCAGGGGUCCGUUCUGUCCCUAAAAAGCACAGGGGACUCUUGCUGAUAAGGAGUUAAGCUGGGCUCAGAGAAUUAAGUUACCUGUGGACUCUCCUCUGGGAGAAUGACCAAAACCAAAUGAAUUGCUCACUAGCUGGUGGCCAGACUAGUCAUUAUUCAAAGCACUUAAUGUACCAUAAUGUAUGUAUUUUUAUUCUACCUUGGUUCAGCUGUAUUUUAUAAAAUUGAUGUACUAAACUAUUUGAGAAUAACCACCUUGACUACCUGGAGAAUCAAAAUGUAAUGUAUAUAGAUACAAAUAAAGUGACUAAAGUACA
Molecule: messenger RNA, 9914 nt
Organism: Empidonax traillii (willow flycatcher)
Lineage: Eukaryota; Metazoa; Chordata; Aves; Passeriformes; Tyrannidae
Gene: PIKFYVE
Product: phosphoinositide kinase, FYVE-type zinc finger containing
Exons: 43
Coding region: 140-6541 (2133 amino acids)
Biological process (GO): intracellular signal transduction; phosphatidylinositol metabolic process
Molecular function (GO): 1-phosphatidylinositol-3-phosphate 5-kinase activity; ATP binding; metal ion binding
Source: RefSeq, a predicted model, not a curated record